AUGAGCCUCAGUUUCCACGCCCAAGCGCUGUCCGAUUCGCUCGCCCGGGCAAGUCUCGUCCCGGGUAGCGCCGCGACUCUCAUACCCCGAGAUUUCCGGCCCACUACCCAACUAUCAAUCCUUUAUGAUGGGAAGCAAGUCGAUUUAGGGAAUUUAUUUCGCGUGACCGAGGUGAAGAAGGCGCCGUCGGUGCAGUUUGACCCAGAGCCUGAAGCAUCUAUUGAUACGUCCUACAUGUUGAUGCUGGUUGAUCCUGAUGCCCCUACGCCGGAUGACCCCAAGUUUGCGUUUUGGAGACACUGGGUCCUGCCGGGCUUGCAGCCUCUGCGGGAUGUGGAUGGCGUGGUUGGCGAGACGAAGCCUGCUUUGACAGAGUAUCUUGCUCCGGGGCCAAAGGAUGAUUCUCGCCCGCAUAGAUAUCUGUUCCUUCUGUUUAGGGAACCGCAUGGCUUGUCGCUCUCCAAGGAAGACGUUGGCGGUGAAGAGUUUGUGCAAAGAAGGUCAUUUAAUACGGCUACGUUUAUUACAAGACACGGCUUGAAACUGGUGGGUAUGAACUGGAUGUUGGGUGCUGGUGAUGGAUGGCAAGAAUAA
Messenger RNA from Pochonia chlamydosporia 170, 594 nucleotides. Its product is annotated as phosphatidylethanolamine-binding protein. NCBI's taxonomy places the organism in Eukaryota, Fungi, Ascomycota, Sordariomycetes, Hypocreales, Clavicipitaceae. Gene Ontology annotation, molecular function: peptidase inhibitor activity; phospholipid binding. The coding region runs from base 1 to 594 and encodes 197 amino acids. The transcript has 3 exons. Gene Ontology annotation, biological process: regulation of Ras protein signal transduction; regulation of proteolysis. The record is from RefSeq and is a predicted model, not a curated record.